AUGGCCAACCACUCACAAUUCGGUUUCCAAGACGCUUCAUCACCUAUCAUAGAAGAACUCAUGCAAUUCCACGACCACGCUCUAAUGGUAGCCCUUGCCAUUUGCAGCCUAGUCCUUUACCUAUUGGCUCUAAUACUCACAGAAAAACUGUCAUCGAGCACUGUCGAUGCACAAGAAAUUGAGCUCGUCUGAACAAUCCUCCCAGCUGCAGUCCUAAUCAUACUCGCCCUCCCCUCCCUACGAAUCCUCUACAUGAUGGACGAAGUAAACGAACCAGACCUAACCCUAAAAGCCAUCGGGCACCAAUGAUACUGAUCAUACGAGUACACCGACUUCAAAGACCUUACAUUCGACUCCUACAUAAUCCCCACAUCAGACCUCCCACUGGGCCACUUCCGCCUACUAGAAGUUGACCACCGUGUCAUUGUCCCCACAGAAUCCAAAGUUCGAGUCAUCGUCACCGCUGACGAUGUACUUCACUCAUGAGCCGUACCUAGCCUCGGAGUCAAAACCGACGCCAUCCCUGGACGCCUCAACCAAACUUCCUUCCUCGCUUCUCGUCCCGGAGUCUACUACGGACAGUGCUCAGAAAUCUGCGGAGCCAACCACAGCUUCAUGCCAAUUGUAGUCGAGUCAACUCCCCUAGCUAACUUCGAGAACUGAUCCUCCCUACUACCUUCUUAA
Ficedula albicollis (Collared flycatcher) is the source of this 684-nucleotide messenger RNA. The record is from the annotation of a RefSeq genome assembly. NCBI's taxonomy places the organism in Eukaryota, Metazoa, Chordata, Aves, Passeriformes, Muscicapidae.